Mesocricetus auratus (golden hamster) is the source of this 1006-nucleotide messenger RNA. RefSeq lists its product as uncharacterized. The record is from RefSeq and is a predicted model, not a curated record. NCBI's taxonomy places the organism in Eukaryota, Metazoa, Chordata, Mammalia, Rodentia, Cricetidae. The transcript is spliced from 6 exons. The coding region runs from base 37 to 876 and encodes 279 amino acids.
GACAGUUGUUCAUUGCCUGUAAGGUCACUUAUAGAAAUGUUUUCAAGACUGCGAAGUAUAUUUGGGAGGAGGAAUGGACAACAUGGAGAGACCAGAGUGAGGAAGAAGGAAGCAGGCCCUAGGUCUCACUGGAAAACAUGGUUCUGGGGAAGACACCGGACUACUGAGGAGGCACCAUCCCAACUCUCUACUUACACAAAGCAGGACAAGCAGAUGGAGAAGCUGGAGGAACUUACCAUUAAGCUACAGAGUAUAAAAAAUGAGCAAAUUGAACUGAGUGCAAUCCUGGAAAGCUAUACCAAGAUAGAUUUUUAUAACAGGCUGAAAUCUUUUGAGAUGAUGAAAAAGGUGCAUAAGCAGGUAAUGUGUGACCUUCAGAGAUUUCCCUUGGAGAUCAGUGAUAACUUGAACAAGUGCAAGCAGCUGAUUGAGGAGAACAACAAAUGCUACAGUUUCCUCCACAGAAUUGGCCUACCAGAUUUGACUCAGUUGAAAAACAAUGUCCAUGCGUUGAAACUGGAGAAUGAAAAGCUGUUGGAGGAGCAGAUUGCACUGCAAGAGACCUGUGAGGAGGUGAAGAAGCUCCUUAAGGAGGUGCAGGAGAAGAUCUGUGACCCCUGUGCUGAGCAGCAUAAGGAAGAAGAAAGCCUGGAUGAAAGACCAAAGAACCUGAUGAAGCAGAAACAGUUGAUCACCCAGCACAGGGAUUUGGCAGAAAAGAUGGAGCAUCCUUUCAGUGUCUUAGAGAAGAUGUCAGAGCCCAAGUCAGAAGGAGUCCUUAGAACCAUGUCAGGAAAUCUCCAGUGUGAGUUGGAACCAGUCGCAGCCCAGGAAGAGAGCCUCCUGCAGAAAGAGCUGUUACAGCAGGAACACUGAUUCUCACAGGCAAGUGAGCCACCAUUACCUCCCAUCCACAGCAAACAUAGCAUUGCUGGGGGGAAUAGGGGACUUGUUCUUGGCUUCCAGUGUGAAUAUGCCCUCAUUUUUCAUAACCUGUGGAGAAACU